UUCUUCGCCGACCACUCGGCGCUCGACAAUUAACAAUCGCACUCACCUUCACUUUCACUCUUGCGACCUUGGCUUCACCCCUUCCGUGAACAUCGAAUAUCAUCGAGUAUCAAUCUUUGAAAAUCCAAAAACCCAAUCUCACACACCGCCACCAUGUCUCAACAAUACACCAAGGCCGAAGUCGCCCAGCACAAGGACGAGAAGUCCAUGUUUAUCAUUGUCGACGACGGUGUCUACGAUAUUGCCGGCUUCCUCGACGACCACCCGGGCGGCGCAAAGAUCCUUAAGCGCAUGGCCGGGAAGGACGCCACCAAGCAGUUCUGGAAGUACCACGGCAAGAGCGUGCUCGAGAAGUACGGGCCCAAGCUCAAGGUCGGCACGCUCAAGGAGGAGGCCAAGCUUUAAGCGUAUCCUUCCGCUUGGUUGUUGGGGUCGGUGGGGGAGCAGUUGUGAGUGGGUGUACAUACGAGGCAUGAUCUACUUGUUGGGCAUACUGCGGCGGCGUGGCAUGGCAUUGAUACCACCAAUACAGCGAUGCUGAUUUGACUUAA
Chaetomium fimeti is the source of this 551-nucleotide messenger RNA. Its product is annotated as cytochrome b5-like heme/steroid binding domain-containing protein. The transcript has 2 exons. The record is from RefSeq and is a predicted model, not a curated record. The coding region runs from base 154 to 405 and encodes 83 amino acids. Gene Ontology annotation, cellular component: membrane; intracellular membrane-bounded organelle. Lineage: Eukaryota; Fungi; Ascomycota; Sordariomycetes; Sordariales; Chaetomiaceae. Gene Ontology annotation, molecular function: heme binding.